GGGCAGGGGCGGGGCUGCCGAGCGCUUCCGGUGCCCGCGCGGUUGCUCAGGCGUUGCGCCUCCCGCCGUCGUCAAGUCGUCGUCGCCUAGAGAUCAUAGUUCUCGGCCGCUGGCGUCGGCGCCGGCGGCUGUUUGUCUCUGCGGACUUUGGUUGAAAAUAUAAACAUUCCAUUCUCUCCACCUCUGAGGAAUCCUUUACACUGAAGAACUUGGGGAUCCCGGCAUCUAGGAAGCUAUUUAUGAAAGCCAAGCUAUUCCAGAAGCAAGAUGAGCAAGAACAAAGAGGAUCCUCCCCAUGAGUUGGAAAACCAGUUUAUAUUACGCCUGCCUCCGGAAUAUGCUUCUACUGUGAGAAGGGCAAUACAAUCUGGAAAUGUCAACCUAAAAGACAAAUUAACUAUUGAAUUACAUCCUGAUGGACGUCAUGGAAUUGUCCGUGUGGAUCGUGUCCCAUUAGCAUCUAAGCUGGUUGACCUGCCUUGCGUUAUUGGAAGCUUGAAAACCAUUGAUAAGAAAACCUUUUACAAGACUGCCGACAUCUGCCAGAUGCUUGUGAGUACCGUGGAUGGAGAUCUUUAUCCACCUUUGGAAGAACCAGCUGCCACUAAUGAUCCAAAACUAAACAAGAAAAAGGAUAGGGACAGAGAGAAGAAAUUCAUCUGGAACCAUGGCAUCACUCUGCCACUAAAGAAUGUUAGAAAGAGAAGAUUCCGUAAAACAGCCAAGAAGAAGUACAUUGAAUCUCCAGAUGUGGAAAAGGAAGUCAAGAGACUGCUAAGUACAGAUGCUGAAGCUGUCAGUACCCGUUGGGAGGUCAUUGCAGAAGAUGAAACAAAGGACACUGAUAAUCAUGGUUCCCUAACCAGCCUGGACAUCUCUCCAGGAAUGAGUAGCCAAAAGCAGGGCCACAGCUCCUCAGAGCAUGAUGAGCUUCGAGAGAUAUUUAAUGACAUUAGCAGCAGCAGUGAUGAUGAUGAUGAACAAGAUCACCACGAUGAUGACGAUCUAAACAUCAUCGACAUUGAGGAGGAACUGGAAAGAAGAUCAGCAAGUGCAUUUGAUGAAUCCGAUGAACAGCGCCAAGAAGAUGAGAAGGCCAAUCACCUCAUUUUAGGACUCCGGAAGCAAAUUGAUAUGAUGAAGGGAAAGCACCAAGAGACUCAGGACAGAGCAAAACGGCAGGAGGAUCUCAUCUUCAAAGUGGAAAAUCUGGCCCUCAAGAGCCGUCUUCAGGCUGUGCUGGAUGAGCUCAAACAGCAGGAAGAACAAGAAAAGGAGCAGCUCAGCUCCUUGCAGGAACAGCUGGACUCGCUCCUGGAGAAGUAAGGGGAACUUGGCUGCUAUUCACUGUAAUCUUCACACUGGCAAGCAUCAUGCAUGCAAACUGGGGGUUCAUUCUCUGGGCUGAGAAUAGAUAACAUGACGAUGGAAAUGUGAUUGCACUCACAUCUCACUGUGUUUGUGUUACCUGUUUCUGUCUUUGCAUCAGUCACCCUUUUGCUUUCCCAUCCUAUUGCUACGUAGGAGAUCACGGCAAGAGGGGCCAGGUUGCAGUGAGGUCCCACGAUUAGUGGGCUAGCCACAUUAGCCUUGUCAUUCGGUCCUACCUUGCGCCCUGGCUUUGACUUUUUACUUCUAGAACUAUUCUUAUAUCUGUUGGUCUGUGGGAGCAUCAGAGGCCUCAGCCAUAUUUUCCAAAUAGAUUUGAACCUGGAGUUUCCUGCAGGUGUUCUGUAUCUGUUUUAAUUCUCUCCUACACAAAGGAGAGCAAGUUGUAUAUAUUGUGUAAGGUGUAAUCUAUGCCUGCCCUCACGGUGAUUCCCACGGACACCACUGACCUACCUGGUGGGUUUGAAGAAGCAUAUAACUUGGUGUAGAUAGGGGCAAUUAAAGAACAAUGGGUCUAUCUUGGCCUCUGGGGUGCACAGUGGGUCAGAAGGCCAAUAAGGAGCUGUUGCCCUUAGGCUGAGCCUACAGAUCCAAACCGCUUCCAUCACAGGAAAAUCCAUGAUUCCUUCCAAUUCCCACCUAGGCUUGUCCUAGAUUUUGAUGUGAAGGUCUACCUAUUUCUUGUGUUUUGUUGAAAAUUGCUCAAUUGGGCCUUUUUCCAAAUGUGCCAAAAAAAACCCAAACGGAUCCCCAUGCUUUUAGUAGGGGCUGUGCCAGGAAGACAGAGAAUAUUUCCCAGUGGAUGCUUUUGGGACCCAAAACCAAUUAGAUUGGAGCCUCAGUAGAAAAAAGGAAAGAGCUCUCUUCUGAUUAAUUCCUAAUGGACGAGGCAGUUCUCAGAUUAAUCAGACAAAAUUGGGGAUUUGUUGAGCCAAGGAAGGGGAGGAAACAGAAGAGGGAUUUUGAAAGACCCUGCUAAUCUGCUGCUAUUGCAAAACAUCUUGAGAGGAACUGGGACUGAAUCUUGACCUUUAGAAAAAGAGAAUGAGACCCAAGUGGAUAAGCUAUGUUUCUUAGGCUUACAUGUAUAGGGCUUUAGGGAAGCUGGUCCUUGGACCCCGGACCAGAAGUUUUUCCAGCUUGCUGUAGGACCCACUUCACAGCUCUUGGGAAUGCAGGAUCAUCUUUACUCUGUGAUGUGGCCUUACUAGAGGUUCCUGGAGGAAUGAAAUACUGCUGCUUGGUGGGUGAGGAAACAUUUUUUCAUGAAGUCUGUCCAUCACUUAUCAACCUGGCCUAAUAGCGGAGCUGAAGUAGCUCUCAGCCACAUCUUCUCUCCAAGGAUGGUUUUUCAUUUGCUCUCUUACCACAUUGCCCCUCAGGGCUCCUUGCUAGUACAACUCCAUAUUCUUCAUCAUGCCUGUGUUGUCUUGGCCAUUAAGAAGGGGAAGACUUUAUUUGUACAUGUGGUAUGUGUGUUGCCAUGUAUAUCUCCUUUUUGUCUGUAACUUUAGAUUCUGUGUUCCUUGUAAGCAGUUAGAUGCCUUUUUAGCUUCUCUACAACACCUACUGUGGCAUGUGCUCCCUGUUAUGUGGUUGAGGGAAUACCUGAAGAUUUGUGGGUUCCCUUUGCUUUCCAAGGUCCUGCAGAGCUCCCUUGCAUUCUCUAGUUUUCUGCGAUGGAGGAGCUUGGGUGCAAUACAGGGUUAGGUGGCUUAGCCUUUUGCUCUGAAGAACAGACUUAGAAUACUUUGGGACCUGUUUCAAAUGUUAAACCUGACCAGUAUCUUAUUGGAUUAUUGAGAAUUGCCAUCUCUCUUCAAAGCCGGGAAAAAAUUAGGAUAUCCAGCCUGGCUCAUGGUAGCAUUUUUCCUCCUGAUAUACUCCUGGGGUAGGAUCACUCUGGGAUCCUCUUUAGAGCGCUAAAAGAAUCCCUGUGGGGAUUGGAGAGCAGAUUGAUUCCAGGGUCUGCUGCUGUCGCUGCCUCUGGGCAGAUUCCUUCGAUCUCUAGGCUCUCAAGGCAGGUUUAGAGCAGUGUGAUUGAUGCCAAUCAGAAGAGUAUCCAAGGCUCCUUAAGGUUGAAGUAGGAUGUGGCACUGAGGAAUACAGUCACUGGCUUGCCAUCUCAGUGUAUACCAUCCACUUUCAGGGUUCAGGUAGGCUUAGGACCAGUCUCUUUAAGGGAAGAGAAAGUGUGAUACUGCAAGACAAAGCCCUUUCUGACAGAACUGAACCCAAAGCCCAUUCCAUUGAGAAGUGCCCAAACGAUACACCCAGACAUGGGUUUCAAAAGAAGAAUUGCAAAUUAUCAACAACUGUAUAAAAAAGUGUUCAGAGUCACUAAUAGGCGAAAUGCAUUCUGAAUUUUCACCUCCAGUCCACCAAAGUGGCAAGGAUGUUAAAAGAGUGAAAUAGUCAGUACUGGGAGGGCUACCAGAAGCCAGGUGUGCAUCUUGUUGUUGGAGGAGCCAUUUGUUUCUCCAACAAUCCUACAAAACAAUUUGGAAUUGUGUGUGGGGAAAUGUUUUUAUCCAGCUAUCCCACUGUUGUGCACGUACCCCAAGGAAGUGCAUGACAAAGUCCCCGAAUGUACUAAAGCAUUAAUAGGAUUUAUAGUAGCAAAAAAGGCAAACAAAAGCCGUAUAAAGAAAGAUGAGAGAAUGGCUGAUCAAACUGGUUUAAGAAUAGAAUGCUAUUAGCUGAGGAAUUCAAAGAUACUUGGGAAGACUCAUGGACUGAUACAGGACACAACAACAACAACAACAAAAACCAACCACAAAGACCAACUGGACUCUGAUGAAUUGAAAAGGCUAAACUUGUUCCCAGAAAACAGAUGAUGAAACACUACUGUCCAUAAAGAAGCUGAGCACUACUGCUGUGGCAUGCUGUAUAUACUCAGAUGUAUUGAUGGUUGUGUUGGGGUUGCAUAAUUGUUCCUUUGUGUCCUUGGGAGGGUGGAGGGUGGGGGCUGCAUUCUGUGAAAUGACUGGUGUAAAAAUAAAAGGCAUCAAUUAAACAUAAAGAAAAAAACAA
Molecule: messenger RNA, 4422 nt
Organism: Monodelphis domestica (gray short-tailed opossum)
Lineage: Eukaryota; Metazoa; Chordata; Mammalia; Didelphimorphia; Didelphidae
Gene: TAF7L
Product: TATA-box binding protein associated factor 7 like
Biological process (GO): RNA polymerase II preinitiation complex assembly; transcription initiation at RNA polymerase II promoter
Cellular component (GO): transcription factor TFIID complex
Molecular function (GO): RNA polymerase II general transcription initiation factor activity
Source: RefSeq, a predicted model, not a curated record